AUGUCGUCGAAGCAGGGCAGCCGUUCCCUGCUCGGGCUGCCGCCGGAUCAGGACAUUCCAACCUCGCACUCGAUCUUCAGUGACGAUGACCCGCUCGACAUUCCCUCGAGAGCUGCGCAGAGCCCGGAAGGCGAGGAGGCGAGUCAGCCUUCGAGGAAGGGGCUGGGCCGAGGGAUCGCGUCGGAGAGCUUCGACAUUGCCAGCGGGCUGCAUGUAGAGGACGCAAAGCUUGACUCCAUGCCCGAGGUCAAGGACUUUAUGACCAUUGACUGGACUUACUACGCGGAGAAGGAUAGGGAGAGGAGGAUUCAGGGGCUGAGAGGAGGCAGGAGGAGCGCGAUCUUCCGCGUCCUUCUCAACAUCUACGAUGCCAUGCAGAGCUGGUUGGCGCUCACGGCUGUCGGGUUCACGUGCGGCGCUCUGGCCGCCAUGGUCGGGACCGGGUCGGACUGGGCCAACGACAUCAAGUUUGGGAUGUGCUACGGGCGAGGGUUCUGGAUAACGCGUCAGAUGUGCUGCAAGGACAGCGCCGAUAUGUUAUCCUGCUCCAACUGGAAGUCCUGGGCUCAGCUACUGGGGGCGUCGCACGCGAGCUCGGAGCAGGUCGUCUCCUACGUGAUCUACAUCUCCAUCGCCGUGCUGCAGGCAGGAUAUGCGGCAUGGUUGUGUAAGGUGUUCGCACCUUAUGCGGUCGCCUCCGGCAUCGGAGAGAUCAAAGUUAUCUUAUCCGGUUUCGUGAUCAAGAAGUUCCUGGGAGGCUGGACUCUCCUCAUCAAGUGUGUGGGGCUUGUGCUGGCUGUGGGGUCAGGGCUGAGCAUCGGCAAGGAAGGACCUUUCAUUCAUGUCUCCUGCUGUGUUGCCAAUGUCAUGUCUCGUUUCUUUUCAAAGUUUGCGACCAACGAAGUCAGGAAGAGAGAGCUGCUGUCUGCCUCUGCUGCUGCCGGCAUCGCCGUCGCCUUUGGUAUCUCUCUACUUUCCCCCAAAACCAUGUGGCGCGCCCUCUUCUGCGCCACCGUCGCCGCCAUGUCCCUCCAGCGCCUCAACCCUCAGCCGUCAGGAAAGAUGGUUCUCUUCGAGAUCACCUACCAUCACAAGUGGAGGCUCUUCGAGCUCAUCCCCUUCGCCUUCAUCGGCGUCAUCGGAGGUCUGGUUUGUCUUGUCGUCGUGAUGUUCGAGGUUACGGGAGGGUACGAGUAUGUGCUGCCUGUCAUGGUUGGAGUUCUUCUGAGCAAGUGGGUGGCGGAUGCGUUCGGCAAGUCGAGUAUCUACAUCGAGCUCAUACACCUGAAGGGUUAUCCGCACCUUGACAACAAGAGAGAAUACGCUUUCAAGUGA
Guillardia theta CCMP2712 is the source of this 1335-nucleotide messenger RNA. RefSeq lists its product as hypothetical. The transcript has 9 exons. The coding region runs from base 1 to 1335 and encodes 444 amino acids. The record is from RefSeq and is a predicted model, not a curated record. Gene Ontology annotation, molecular function: voltage-gated chloride channel activity. Gene Ontology annotation, cellular component: early endosome; membrane; Golgi apparatus. Lineage: Eukaryota; Cryptophyceae; Pyrenomonadales; Geminigeraceae. Gene Ontology annotation, biological process: chloride transport; transmembrane transport.